UAAUUUUAUAUUAAUAACCAUGCCGGUUGAUUGCCAAAGAUCUACUUCUGGGGGCAAGGGUAAUUUAGGUAUGUUUAUAGAAAGAGAUCCAAGGAUUUGUGCUGCUGGAUUACCUUCUGCUCAGCCAGACGAUAAAGUAUCUGACUCCUUACAACAUUACUUAUUAAAAGAUGAAGUAGAUUCUCUUAUGAGUGAUGCUAUUAUGCCACCUAAAGCUCCUAAACCGUUACCACCACUGCGUAAACCAAUUCCUUUAGAUAUGCGUUUUGCAGGCCCUUUUGGUAACGUAGCACAAAUUAUCAACCCACCAAUAAAAUCUAAAUUCCGAACACUUGUUGAUGACUUUAAAGAUACUUCAUUUGCUUCUUAUUGGAAGAAGCCACUUGGACAAACUCACGAUUCCGUUCCUAUGUUACCAGAGGGUAUGGAUGUUUAUGGCACUACAUUUGGCAAAAAAACUGCAUUUCAUGGAAGAUUAUAUGAUGUUGUCAUGCCAAAGAACCCACUUCCCGACAAAACGCCAGCUUCUUAUAAGCCAGGUGCGCAGUUAAAACGCACAUACUGUGAACCACCGUACAAGGAAGACCUGACAUACGGUCAUAGAACCUUUGUGGACAAACGGGGUACGUAUGCCAGAUGCUGUUUAUCGGAUGACAGAAUUGUUGUCGGCAAUGGAGCGCGUACUAUAGUUAAUACUAUACAAUCAAAUUUUCAAGAACAAAAUCAACCUCGAAUCGGAGCUGUAUUAGCGCCAAAUAAUAAUAUUGAAAAUGUGCCCAAAGGCUAUGCAUUUGGUAAAUUGAAACCUCCUGAUAAUUUACCGGAAUGUUUGGCCAGUUGUGAAUUAAAUCCAGAACGUUAUUUUUUCAAAAAGUGCUUAGGUCAUCUAAAUUCAUUGAGAAAAUGUUUGUCAUCACGAUUUCUUCCUACUUUUUUCAGAGGAUUCUACUUGAAUCUUAAAUACUAUGACAAAGAAAAAACUGGCUGGUUACCAAAAAACAUUGUUUAUAACCUGUGUGCGUCAAGACUUAUUCGUUUCGAUUCAUCAUUAAUCGAACCCUUGCUCUCCAUGUGGCAAGCUUUUGAUGGAUCAAAUAUUGAAUACAAAACAUUUGUACGUGUAAUAAAUUAUCGAGAACCUUCACCAGAAAUUCCAAAAAUACCAGAUGUGCCAGAUGACUGUCUUGAUUAUAACACAACCUAUACGGAAAUGGUAAAACCUGGCCAAGACGAAGACAAAAGUAGAAUGGCUGGUUUACCUUCUGGAAGAUAUUUAGAUUUAGACUAUCCAAUAACACCCGAAGGUUGUUGUCGAGCUGCUAGGACUUGUCUACCGCAUGAAUCUGAUAUGAAGUCUUGUUUAUGUCCUAGCGUAUUAACAUUAUUUCAUGUCAAUCAUAGAGAUUUAUAUGGUAAGAGAGACCCUAAAAUAAUUAAACGAGUUUUCGAAGCAGCAGGCGAAUCAUUUACAGAUGAAAGAUUUAAUGAAAUUUGGGAGGAAGCUAAAAAGUACCACUCGGAGGGUUGGGUUUGUUAUGAAACAUUCAAUCGUGCUUUGAAAAUAAUAACUGAAAAGGAUAAUGCAAAGGAAAAUUGA
Molecule: messenger RNA, 1597 nt
Organism: Colias croceus (clouded yellow)
Lineage: Eukaryota; Metazoa; Arthropoda; Insecta; Lepidoptera; Pieridae
Product: EF-hand domain-containing family member B-like
Exons: 1
Coding region: 20-1597 (525 amino acids)
Source: RefSeq, a predicted model, not a curated record